AUGCGGGCACGGCGCGCAGUUAGUGCAGAUAGUAUCGGAAACCGGAAGACGCACUGUAAGAGAAGUAUGGGAAAGGUGCUGCCACGUCCGACGACGUUGACCCUAUGGGUUUGUGUGACGCUCUUGUCAGCGGUUACGUCAGGUGAACACGAUGUAACUGCAGCAGGACAACAGGAUGUACCUGCCGUAGGACAACAGGAUGUACCAGCUACAGGACAACACGAUAUACCUGCUGCAGGACAAGACGAUGUACCUGCCACAGGACAACACGAUGUACCUGCUGCAGGACAAGACGAUAUAACUGCAGCAGGACAACAGGAUGUACCUGCCGCAGGACAACAGGAUGUACCAGCUACAGGACAACACGAUAUACCUGCUGCAGGACAAGACAAUGUAACUGCAGCAGGACAAGAGGAUGUACCUGUUGCAGGACAACAGGAUGUACCAGCUACAGGACAACACGAUGUGCCUGCACCAGGACAAGACGAUGUAGCUGCCGCAGAAGUGGCAAAGCUUGACAUUACGACUGUCGCUAAUAAGGCGGUGGACUUCAUGCUGAAACUAUUUAAGACCACUAAGUCAAUUGUAGAUCGCCUCACACCCCUGGUCAUAAACGUGGAAAUCCCAUUUCCAAAAGGAAAAGUUUACGACUUCCAGCUGUACAACCUGCCAGAUCUGGAACGCAGAGGAGACAUCAACAUGUCACUGCAUCUCCUAUCUGGGAACGCCACUCUGGGUGGGGGUCUUGGCCUCACCAAGAUACUGGUCGGCUCAAAGUAUAGCUACAACCCCUUCUGGGGACUGGAGAUGUCGGGCGAUGUAGACGUCGAGAUAUAUGACGUCGCGGCUAGGAUGAGUUUCACCGUCAACAUUUUCAAGGUCAGAGGCCACUUCGAACUUCUCAAGUUUCAAGAGUUUGGCCAGGUGCGAGUGACCAGAUUCACCGGCGCAACAGAACUGUUCAACUGGCUUGGCGUUCUGAUAAUGAACAAAAUUAUACAAACUGGGAGCGACUUGAUAAGACAAAAAAUGGACGAGAAAGUAAAAGAAUACCUAACCGAAGUUCUGGAGUCAACCAAGCUUCCAAUAACAGUGAGCUGA
Ixodes scapularis (black-legged tick) is the source of this 1101-nucleotide messenger RNA. RefSeq lists its product as uncharacterized. The record is from RefSeq and is a predicted model, not a curated record. NCBI's taxonomy places the organism in Eukaryota, Metazoa, Arthropoda, Arachnida, Ixodida, Ixodidae. The transcript is spliced from 3 exons. The coding region runs from base 1 to 1101 and encodes 366 amino acids.